CUAGCUAAACCACAAACGCGUCCUCCCGCGAUCGCUGACAUCUGCUACCAACUCCACACCAACGCACUGCCACGAACAAAACGUCCUCUCGAUUUUCUUUCCUCCGCCGAAUGCUCACAACCUCUCCAUCGCCAUCGUAAACCGCUUAUACGUUGAGCAAUGGCUCCUGUUUCUAUCGACAAUGAUUUUCUCGACGACGCAUUAAAGAAUAAGACAUUACUCCCGUCAUGGCGCUCGAUAUUCACACGCAUCACUUCACCCAACACGCCUUCCCCCACCAGUGUCGCCCAGGCCACGGCAUUUCUGUGCUCCAAAUACUCUCUGAAUGCGCUCCAGAACUGCCACAAUCCGUUCCCUCCUCCUUCCGCUGCAUCCAAGCAAGAAUUUGAGAGGCGUACAGCUCCGAUAAACUUCACCGCCGCCGACCAGCCUGGAGGCGAUGGCUGCGGGACGAUACCGUCGACCCUCCCACUGAUCGCCGAGCUGAAGACUGCAGCACUCGAUCUCAGCAAAACGUUAAACAUUGACGAGAUCUCUGCGCUACGCAUCGUGGUACUGGAACACCAUGGCCGCCCGGUGAAGGCUUUAUUGGCUGCCGAGGCGGGUGCCGGCGGCGAUGCAACAGACCUCGGCGCAAGCACCUUUGGCGCAAGCUUCUUGGAGAGCAUAUUCCGACCGAACAACGCCGAUGAUCGAAAACAGAAGGAUGACAGAAUCUUCUUCGAUCGUGUGGAGAUCUACCUUUGUGAGCGGCGAUAUGUUACAAAGGUUGCCGUGGCGCUGCUGAGGGCUGCGCUCGGUCGGGAUAGCGUUUGGAACGACGCCGGUCAACAGCUCAGUUCCCAACUGGUGGCGACGGGAUGGGUCGGAUAUGCGAUAGGUAUUGUGGAAGGAAUUCGAUCGAGAUGGUUCGAGGCGGGGAGUGAUGAUACCGGUCGGCCAACCUGGGUUAAACAAAGGUUAGAGGAGCCUGAAGUUCGCGAUCAGGUUGCAUACACAUGGGAGAAACAGACAUUUUUGGAGAUCAUACAUCUGCAACAGCUGCUCUUUCUGCUGUUGUACAAGCCGCCACCACAGCCUGUCAACGGCAAGUUGGCAACUGAAUGGUUUCGACUGAUGGAGAAUGUCAGGUUCUUCGAUAAGAGAGGCAGACCACGGGUGCUGUUUCCAACCCAUGAGGAGAUCAGCAAUUUCUAUUCUUAUACGGCUGGGCUAGCAUCGAUAGUCUCUGUAGCGAUGCUUCAAAUCCCAACCGCCUUGGCCAUCAUCGAUGAAGAGUUCGCUGAACCUCUAUCCCCAGGAUCCUCUGCUACCCCUCCUGCUACGGCACCCCCUUCACUACAACCUACGGCACCAAGUGAAGCCUUUUACAUUAAGGAUCCAUCAGCGAUCAGAGCGAUUACAAACUCCAUGCAAGCAUGUGCUGGUCGUACCUACACAAGUAGUCUUGCCGUGAUGGGAUGGGCGUUUCUUUUGGGCCACAUCAAUGAGCUCAGUAGGAAUGUGCCUCAUUGGGAUGACGCCGACGGACUUGCCAUACGUGGAACCCCAGCCGUUGAGAUGUGGGGCCAACAUCUGCCAGGGCUUUUCCCUACGACGGUGGAAGUGGGUCUCGCAAACUUGGUCGGGCACCCGGUGGUACAAAUGCCAGCUUCCAUUGUAGGUCUGCUUGACCCUACUGAAGCCAAGCCAGAAGUAUCAGGAUUUCACCUGGACGGCGAAGAGGAUGGCUUGAGGAUGAAGAAUGUAGUUGCAGACCUUGUGCGCCAGACGCAGAAGCUCUUCGAGUUUACGGGCACCCUUAUCGUCGCAACAUUUUUGCCGCACAAUGUCGAAUACAACAAGCUUUCAGCUUACGAGAAGUUCCUGAACGACGAGCCCAAACUUUUGGAGGAACCGCCAAACCGGAUCGAUUGGACUGGAGGUUCGGUGGAGAAAUUCUGGCAGCACGAAGGCGCGGCAGCACUUCUUGCUCGGGCAAAGAACCGGUUUCCCCAUGAGCCUCUACCGUUCCUACGUCUCAUCCGAGGUUUAACAACUCAGGAUGCAACCCUAAUCGGGUAUCUCGCUCGUGUGCCGACCUAUACGGAAGCCCUUCCGCAUGGGUUCAAGGAUUUUGAGGAUUUGGAAACGCCAGAAGAUGACGACACUCGCUACAUUCAGUUAGAACAAGACCUGGAAUUGUUCCCGACACGGGAUGGAGGCAUGUUUGAGUUCGACGACCAGGAAGACUCAUUGGCUGUGCUGGGCGGUAUCGUCAUCCCACAGGGCACGCAGGGUAUUGUGAUCUCUAGCGGCGGUACCAAACAAGUGGUAGCCUGGCGACACGAGUACAAUGCUCUUGCACUAUUUGGCCGUAUCUUGGAAUGUGCAGCUUCCAGCCAAGCUGGCGAAGUAGCGUUGGUUCAGACCGAGAUUGUAACAGAGAUUGUGUCGCUGUUCACAAUGUUGAUCGCUUCCUCCAAGGAAUCUGCAGCGGCGCUGGCACGAGAGCCAGAAAUUCAUGAGGCUCCUCAAGUUCUGAUGGAAGCUAGUGAGAUGUUGGAGAGGACUAAGGAUGUCAUCUCGGUUGUCUUUGACCUUCUGGACUCGGCGCUGAAUCGUUACACCACUGAGAGUCCUUUCUUCGUUAUCGGGGUGGAGUUUGUCAACUCGCUCGUGCAUCUGGCACCAGGGCGUGUGUGGGCCUACCUCGCCAGGAGUGUACUGUUGGAAAGACACGGACGCGGUGGCGCGUUCGCUGGUUAUCUUUCGGCAGUGGAGGUUACCCAGGGGAGCUACGACUUCACGUUGUCUUGCCUGACACUCUACGAAACCCUUGUUGAGGAGGCUAUUCGAAGCAGCGCCACUAACAAAGGAUGGAGUAAGCCUCUUGGUUCCUCAUCUAAAGCUAUCAUGCAUGGUCCUACUGGCACGGGCGCCAAUGACACCGUCCUACGAGAAAUACUCCUUGGGUUUACGCGAAUUGUUGUGGAUAUAUUCGAGAGCUAUCGGUCAUUCAAGUAUACUAAGGACGUUGCCCAGAAGCUCCAUAUUGGAACAUUGAUCGCUAGAGUCUUCACCAAGAUUCUGUACUACGUUUACGGUGUGGACGAGUUCUCGGAUGUGGAUCACAAGGUCACGAGCGUAUUGGUACCCAGCGCAGAAUAUCUUGUUUCUGUGUUUUUGAGCACUGCGACGAGCGAUCUACCAAUCGAACCAAUCUUGGGAGCUAUCUCAGAUGGCGUCCAAACCCCGGAAAGCAGCUUGUACAUACAGACCUUGGGAACUUGGGUGGACCAGGUAGUAAAUGUGGUCAAGUUUGCGGACAUGUUGGCGAGAGUCCGCCUUUAUCUUGGACACGACCCUUCACACCUGGAGAAGCAGUUGUACGCGGCAUCUGCCUCUAUUGCCAAGCUAUAUGCAGCAGACGAGAGGUACAGAAGACAUGUUCUGGAGCUGUUCGAAAGCUUGGUAAAGUCUUCCGGAUCCUUCGCCGAAGAGCCUCCUUCGUUACUGGGACACCUGGGCGUAGAUUGUGCGAAUCAUUUCGUCGCCCUUUUGUCGGAUCUUGACCGGCCAUACCAGGACGAGGGCAUCGAGACUCGCAUCUGGAACUUCAUCUCCGCAGUAGUAAGCAACAAACAACAGGGUAUGACGAUACUUCUUCUUCAAGGCAAAGCCCUCCGGCAAGGCAAGAGCGCUGGUCAGGCCGUGGCUGGGAAGAAGAAGUCGAUGCUGGCGAUAUGCUUUGAUGCCUUGGACGAGAUUGAGCGUCUUCCCGUCGAAAAGACUCUGGCGAUGUUGGAGAUGGUCUCAACGGCACAGAAUUUCUGGAAUUUGGCCAUGGAUGAUAUCGGAAAGCACCCAAGGCUGUUGUCGGGUUUGACCAAGCAUGUCGAAAACUUCACGAUUGAGUUCCUGCCUGCAGAUUCUAAGGAACUCAUCACCGAGAAGUCAUGCAAGUUAGCUGUUGCGGCGCAUAUUGCUCGGAUACUCGCGUUGUACCUUCACACAAGGAGGCCGUCGCAGCGGGACGAAGUAUUCUUCAAGCAACUUCUUCCCCGGCUGAACUUUUAUUUCGAGAAGGCCGUGAAGAUUAGUGGAUACAGACCGAGUCUCCACGCACACCUUCAGAAGAACUUAGAAGAAAAGUGGCCAGGAGUCAAGCUUGCACAGCUCAAAAAGACUAGGCUGAGAAGGACGAUAUACGGGGUGGACGCAGUCUACGACAUGGUAUUGGGCGACAAGGUUCUCGGAUUCGAUCCUGGCUGGGCUGGGCGUCCGGACGGGUACCGAUGUGAGGUCGAGCGGGCGAAUCUCAACCUGUCACUGGUGCAGACACAAGUUGAUCUGCUUUCAGCCUGGGAACUGCUCGCGGUUGAGCUCUGUGACUUUGUCGAUAACAGUAAAGAGCUUACCGAUUCCCUGGUGAGUGUGGUCGAAACUUGCCUCCAAGAAAACGUGGAGACAGGACUUCCGGCUCCCAUCUUCACACAGAUUCUCGCCCGCCGGGCGGAGUUUGCUUUCGUCGUUGUCCGCAAACUGCAUCAGGCGCUGCCGGACUCGGAUCUUUUCACGCGCGUCUUCACGGUUGCCCUGAAGGCUAUCCACAACAGCACGACACAGUUCCGACAAGCUCUUGUCACCGCCGACAUGGACUACUACCGCUCGCUACUGCGAAUAAUCUACAUCUCCCUCAAUGCUGCCGUCAAGCAAGAAAAACACUCGCAAGAAUUUGGCAUCCUCGUCGUCGACCUUCUCGACAUUGUAGUCGCAAAGGGCUUCAAAGACCUUGCUCAAGCUGCCCACCAACACCCUGACCGAGCGAAUCCCCAGGACAUUGCCCUGGUAACCGGUAUCCUACAGGCAGCCCUGCGGAUAAAAGACUCUAGUGAGAUCCACUACGGCCUUGCCAACCACUUGCACGAGAACCAGACGAUUCGGGCUGCUACCACCCUCUUUUCAUGGGCUGAGCAACUCGCUACAAACGAAGAGGAUCCGGUCUACGGUGAACUUUCGGUCCUUUUCCUCCUUGAGCUCUCGUCAGUUCCGGUAAUUGCCGAGCAACUCGCCCUUGAAAACAUCUUGGAGCUUCUAACAUCUACCACCCUUGCCGCACGCAUUAGAGAGGGCGUCACACCCCUCUCUCACCCGCGCCUCCAUGCAAUCUGGUACCGCGGACUACUUCCUCUCGCCCUUAACCUCCUCGCCAACAUCGGAAUCCGCUACGGCCGCGAGAUAAUCGCAUUCCUGAAGUAUUUCAGUCCGCAGAUUCGCGUGGCGAUGGUAGACGCAUGGAAGAGCAAGCAGUCCACAGUCGUCGUCUUGCCUGCCGUGAACGAGUGCAUUGGCAUCGCGAUGAUCCUCGCCAUCGUCCAGAAACUCGGUGGGAAACAAGAGCUUACCUCGGGAGUCAAUCUCGAUACUUCGACUAUCGUCGAGGGUGUGGAUUACUUCUUGACCCACAGGAAUUACUUGAAGAGUCUCGUCACCGCAACGAGUGUGGAGGAGGAUGAGGUGCUGAGGGCUGGUGACGGCGAUGAGGAGGGUGGACUGGUGGAGAAGGUGGUUAAUGGGCUUGUUACACUUCAGGGGUUAUUGGCGGAUGAUGUUGAGGAUUAGUGAAGUGGUGGUGGUAAUUGGGAGUUGUUUCUUUCUGUUUUUGUUUUGGGUGGUGGUGGGGAUGUGGGGAUGAAGAUGCUAUGCUAUGCAGAAAACGGGGAUAUCGUUUUAUGUUAUGGUGCUGGUGAUUGGGUGCGUGUGGUGGAGAUUUGUGUGGAUUUGUGUAUAUAUGACACGACUGAUGCCCCAUUCAACGAUGGUCCCUCUUCUUCGUGCCAUCUUCGAAAGAAAAUGUAGUAACCACCCUUUUGAUCUUACAAACCGUAUCUCAUAUCACAAACUAGUAGAGCAGGAAGUAUUCAUUCGCCAUCUAACUCCAUCCCAGAAACAAUCAAAUCAAAUUCGUAGUACAACGCGGGUAACAGCGAGGAGGAAAUCACAUUUGAUCUACGAAACCGCACUCUGCCAGGGGCGGCCUACAAGCAAAUACGCGCAUCUCAUCAGCUACUCUGCUUUCCCC
This is a messenger RNA of Tricharina praecox, 6064 nucleotides long. Its product is annotated as nucleoporin subcomplex protein binding to Pom34-domain-containing protein. The record is from RefSeq and is a predicted model, not a curated record. Gene Ontology annotation, molecular function: structural constituent of nuclear pore. Gene Ontology annotation, cellular component: nuclear pore inner ring. Gene Ontology annotation, biological process: RNA export from nucleus; protein import into nucleus. Lineage: Eukaryota; Fungi; Ascomycota; Pezizomycetes; Pezizales; Pyronemataceae. The transcript is spliced from 6 exons. Bases 160 to 5604 code for a protein of 1814 amino acids.